AUGCACGUCUCGUGUGGGCGUCUAGAUAUCACACGCCAGUUGUUCGAUAAAAUGCCUCACAGAGAUUUUCAUUCGUGGGCAAUCGUUAUCCUCGGCUGUAUUGAAACGGGUGAUUACGAAGACGCGGCUUUGCUUUUCGUUUCGAUGUUGAAACAACAGAAUAGUGCUUACAAGAUUCCACCUUGGAUCAUGGGUUGCGUCCUAAAAGCGUCUGGUGUGAUCAGAGACUUGGGUUUAGGGAAGCAGGUUCACGCCUUGUGUCAGAAGCUAGGGUUUAUUGAGGAAGAAGAUUCGUAUCUAUCAGGUUCCUUGAUACGUUUCUACGGAGAAUUCAGGUGUUUGGACGACGCUAACCUCGUGCUACACAGGCUCUCUAAUGCCAACACCGUUGUAUGGGCAGCGAAGGUUAGUAAUGACUACAGAGAAGGAGAGUUUCAAGAAGUAAUCCGCGACUUCAUCGUAAUGGGUAAACUUGAGAUCAAGAAGAACAUCUCGGUGUUCUCUAAUGUCUUAAGAGCGUGCACAUGGGUCGGUGACGGUGGGAGAAUCGGCCGAGCAGUGCACGCGAAUGCCCUGAAGCUCGGGUUCGAGUCGGAUUGUAAGGUCCGAUGCCGGUUAAUAGAGAUGUAUGGGAAGUACGGGAAGGUGAAAGAUGCAGAGAAGGCGUUCAAGAGUAUGACUGAUGAGAGGGCGAGUGAUAGUUGCUGGAACGCUAUGGUCGCGGGUUAUAUGCAGAAUGGGUUUUACAUUGAAGCCAUUAAGUUACUUUAUCAGAUGAAAGCAACUGGUAUCAAAGCAGAUGACACACUCUUGAACCAAGUCAACCUCAAGCCCACGUUUUAA
Messenger RNA from Thlaspi arvense, 843 nucleotides. Lineage: Eukaryota; Viridiplantae; Streptophyta; Magnoliopsida; Brassicales; Brassicaceae. The record is from the annotation of a GenBank genome assembly.